Messenger RNA from Miscanthus lutarioriparius, 357 nucleotides. NCBI's taxonomy places the organism in Eukaryota, Viridiplantae, Streptophyta, Magnoliopsida, Poales, Poaceae. The record is from the annotation of a GenBank genome assembly.
AUGACCGGGUUCGGCGGCGCGGUCCUGGAGGGCGUGCUCACAUUCCUGCUGGUGUACACGGUGCACGUGGUCGGCGAGACUCGCCUGAGCGGCACCGACAAGCGGGGGUUCGCGGCCACGGCGCUGGGGGCGCUGGCGGUCGGGCUCACGGAGGGCGUGCUGUCGGCGGGCGCGUCCAUGAACCCGGCCCGCUCGUUCGGGGCGGCCGUCGUCAGCGGCCACUUCAAGAACCAGGCCGUGUACUGGGCUGGCCCGAUGGUCGGCGCGGCCGUCGCGGCGCUAGUGUACCAGAUCCUGGCGUGCCCGAACGUGGCCGAGUCGCCGCGGCACGGCAACGUGGAGGCGGUGGUCGUCUGA